Penicillium cosmopolitanum is the source of this 1704-nucleotide messenger RNA. Its product is annotated as fungal specific transcription factor domain-containing protein. NCBI's taxonomy places the organism in Eukaryota, Fungi, Ascomycota, Eurotiomycetes, Eurotiales, Aspergillaceae. The transcript is spliced from 4 exons. Bases 1 to 1704 code for a protein of 567 amino acids. Gene Ontology annotation, molecular function: DNA binding; zinc ion binding; DNA-binding transcription factor activity, RNA polymerase II-specific. The record is from RefSeq and is a predicted model, not a curated record. Gene Ontology annotation, biological process: DNA-templated transcription; regulation of DNA-templated transcription. Gene Ontology annotation, cellular component: nucleus.
AUGGACCCUUUGGCGGGUCGCAGACAAAGGGGAGCCGAUCGGAGGAGAAGAGACCAAAAGCCCCGUGUUCUAUUGUCCUGCACAUCCUGCAGAGAGAAGAAGUAUGUUCCGACACCCAGCCCUGACAUGGAAUGUUGUCUCUAUCUUAGUGGAGCCAUUUCUUUACUUUCCAUUAUGAUACUUAAACUUAUUGGUCGUUCUAGAAUACGUUGUAAUCGUCAAGUGCCCUGUAAUAACUGCCAGAAAAAAGACCUUGAAGUGAGCUGCCAUUACAGUUCAACAAAAGGCGGCUCGCAGGAAUACCGUCAUCAACACGAUGGUUGUAAAACUGGAUUACAGAGUCUCCGCAAUCGAUUGCUCCGUCUUGAGACCGCAUUUCAAGAUGGACCGUCACCACCGCAUAUUACCACAGGUAACUAUUUGGUGACCAAAUCUAAUAAAAGAACAGAAGGCGAUGAUUCAAGUCAUCAUGUUAGACCGGAUCCAGAAAUAAUGCUUCCCGAAAGUACUGGUACUCGAUCUUUCAACCAGAAUCACUGGCGUGCAAUCAUGCAAAGCGCGUCACGUAAUUUUGACGGGGAUGAAGAUGAACCGUGGGAGAAAACGCAUUCCCAGACCCCUGUGCUUCUUCGGAGAAUACCAAAAGAAGCAACCAUUGAAGAUCUUUUGCUAGCAUUACCCCCACGGAAAAUCGCAGAUGAACUUGUUUCACGCUGCUUAGACUGCGGUGAACCAUCGCUGAUGAUCGUCCAUGCUCCAACAUUCAAACAGGAGUGUCUUUCCUUCUGGGAGAAUCCAUCCAGGGCUUCUUGUGGUUGGUUGGCCCUUCUUUUCGGGAUUCUGGCGUGUGCCGUCUGGAUUGAACAUUCCGUGAAUCCAGAGACAGCCGAGGCACCACCACCAGAAAUAUUCAAUUACUACCACGAAAAAUGUGCCGUCGCCCUCACACUCUCAGAUUACGCUGCGCCUGGAAGAUAUAAAGCAGAAGCUGCUACAAUUCAUCUUGGAGUUGAAUAUCUUCAGAGUAAUGGGUUGAAAACUGGUGUUUCUAUACUGUUGGGCAUGGUAUCUCGACUGGCUAUCAUGAUGGGCUAUCACAGAGACCCUAGAAUAUAUCCUGCACUAUCCCCAUUUGAAGGGGAAAUGAGACGGCGACUGUGGUUGAUUCUAUCGUUGAUCGAUUAUUUUGUUGCUUGGCAAUCAGGCCUUCCAAUCGUCAUUCCAAAGGGAAUAAGUGACACCGCUCCGCCUCGUAUCCUUCUAGACCAGAAUCUCGAUCUCAACAUGAAAGUUCUCCCACUAUCGCAACCGGAGACCGAGAUACCGAACAAACUCACUUAUAUUCUUGCCCAAGAGCGAUUGCUGGUGGCAGCCAGUUCAAUCGCGGAGAACCUAGAAGCCUACCCACUACUGGAAAAGACGAUUCAUUUGGAACAACAAUUGGAAGAGGCGUGGAUCGGUGUGCCUGCUAAUCUGAAGAGAUCAAUUGAAUCCAAAGUCGAUUGCGAUACAAUGAUAUGCACCCUCACACUCGAGAUGACAUACCAACGCGCCCGCUGUAUAUUGUACCGGCGGUACUUGAUCGAUGGGCGUGAUGAGCCAAACUACAACCUGUUUCGCAUUGAAUGCAUACACGCAGCCCAAAGGAUUCUACGUUGCCAAAGGGAACUAUUCCAGGGCUUUUUUUUCUCGGCCCCAGCAUAG